This is a messenger RNA of Trifolium pratense (red clover), 2579 nucleotides long. Its product is annotated as senescence-associated protein AAF, chlorolplastic. The record is from RefSeq and is a predicted model, not a curated record. Gene Ontology annotation, cellular component: chloroplast. Gene Ontology annotation, biological process: cellular response to oxidative stress; leaf senescence. Bases 828 to 2120 code for a protein of 430 amino acids. The transcript has 13 exons. NCBI's taxonomy places the organism in Eukaryota, Viridiplantae, Streptophyta, Magnoliopsida, Fabales, Fabaceae.
ACUAUGCUUUUGUUUCACAGGUUACUUUUUAGCUUUCAUUUCAUUUGGUUACAAUAAUGUUUAAGUAUUUUUUUUGUUCUUAAAUGGGUAUUGUUUAUUUUUUGUUCUAUGUUUUAAAUUUUAAGUAUUUUUUUCAGUAUGUUAAUUGCUUCCUCUUGCAAUGAUGAUAAUUGUUGGUUAUAUCAAUUUUGGGUGAAUUCAACUGUUUAACUAUCAAUUCAUAUUUCUUAACUUUAGCAUUAUUAUAUCAUGAUGAUGAAUUUAUACUAUGUAGUUUAGUUUUAGGGUUUAACUUCAAAUUUGAGAUCUUUGAUGCUGUUCAGUAUCUAUUCUAGCUACGGAUCUUGAAAAAAACAGUUACACACAAUUAAUUUGAGUUAUUUUCCCUAAUUUAGUUUUUUAUACAUCUAAAUGAUGGAAAUUGUGAUUACUAAUCUGAACCUAGGAAAAUUUAUAUAAUGCUUUGAAAUUGCAACUUAUGAGAGUUAUGUAAUUGAUCUGUGCACUGCUUUAACUAGAUGUUUCUUUCGAGAAAUGUUUGGAUUAGAUUGUGCUGAGAAUGACUCAUUCGUGGUUAAGUGGGAAGAUGCUCAAGUUGAGCUGAAAGCCCAACGAGAGUGCAUUCCCUUUUGGGUUUGGCCCAUUUGUAUGUUGGGUUUUGACUAGGAGGGUUGGUGGUUAAACUUCUAAUCUGGACCCUAAGCAUUGGCUGCUGGAGAUGUUGGCGCAGUUGGCUAAACUCCGUGAUCAAUUGUUGUAUUCUUGUAAUUGAGAUAUUUCAAAUGCAAUGAAGGCUAGGUGUAUCUCAUUCUUUCCUUGAUCUUCCGAUGGCACUAACAACAAACAAAGUUUCAAGCGGUCCUAUCUUGACCAACAGAACAACACUUUGUAGAUUAAAUGGAGACCACUAUUUUUCCUCAUCCGCAAGGAUCAAUAGAAUACAGUUUUCAAGAGUUAGACUUGAACAGGGCAAUCUGAACAAUGGAGUUUUCCUCAAUGAGAGAUCAACCUUAUUCAAUGACUGGUUUCGGUCCGUAAAUGGAAAACCAGUUAGUUUAAUCUCCAAGACAUCUUCUGUCUCAUGUAAAUCAACAGGAGCAAAUAAUACUGAAGAGAAAGAAUGUGUUACAACUUAUGAUGAUGUUUCUGAUUUAACUAGAAGACAUGCCGAAAAUGAGAAAAAUGAUCGUGCUCGUUCUGUUCGUGGCUUGGCUGAAGCAUAUAGAUUUGCCUGUAAUGAUGCAAAGUUUCUCUCGCGUGGCAUAAUGAGGAUGGAUGAGCGUGCACGCCAAGAUGUUGCUCUUCUAGGCACAGAAUUUCUCAAACUUGAUGCCCGGGCAAGAAAGGAUACUGAGAAAAUUGAUCGUGGUGUCAAGGAAAAAGCUAAGCGCCUUAAUCGUAUUGCUACUAUAUUGAAGGAUAUAGCGCAGUCUAGAUUGAAAAGUGCCGCCGAUGAGCACUGGAGCGAUGGGGCCUUGGAGGCUGAUUUACGCCUUGCUGACUUCCGUGCCAAGCAACGUGCCAUGGAAGACGCCCUUAUGUCCUUGGAGCUGAUCAAAAACAUCCAUGACAUGAUGGUGAGCAAGACAUAUAACUUUCCUAUUUUCAGAAAUAAAGGAUCUCUUUCAGAAAAUAAUGUCAGAGGUCGAAUCAUGCUUGAAAAGAAUGGAAAAACCACAAAUUCCUUUCCGGGGGAUGUGACGGCAGAACGGAUUACCGCUCUUCAGGAAGCUUACUGGAGUAUGGCAUCAGCACUUUCUGAAGCAGAUGGAAUUGAUUACACUGAUCCUGAAGAGCUCGAGUUGUUGAUCACAACUCUUAUAGACCUUGAUGCAAUGGAUGGUAAACACAGUGUAUCUUUGUUGGCUGAGUGUUCUAGUUCCCCUGAUGUCGGUACUAGACGAGCUUUAGCCAAGGCACUGGCAUCGGCACCAUCUAUGUGGACUCUUGGAAAUGCAGGGAUGGGGGCAUUACAGAGGCUGGCGGAGGAUAGUAACCCAGCUAUUGCAGCUGCAGCAUCGAAAGCUAUUUAUGAACUGAAAAAGCAAUGGGAAAUCGAAGAAGGAGAUAGCUGGAGGUUUAUGAUGGAUGAAAGCACCAAGGAAGAAAAUGAAAGUUGAAAAUCAAAUAAUUAAGAUACCAAUUUGAGAAACAAUUAAAAAAUUUACACUGUACAGCAUGAAUGUCUCCCUAGGAUUCAAACUAGUGUAGGAUUAACGGAUCCAGAUUGGCUGCAGUAACAAAAUGCUGCAGUCACUAUAGUCGGUAAACAUCGAUUUUUAGAUGGAGAUUGGACGGUUUGUGUUUUAACUACUAAAAUCUGAUCACAAUAUAAUUUAGAAUUGUAACCAUCCAAUCUUCAAUGUACGACCGAGAUGACAACUGCAGGAAAUGUUGACUGCAUGCAAUCCAUUUCCAGGAUUAACCAAUAUGAUCACUGGAAAGUUAUUAUUGCUUGUGUAAGAUGCCAAUAUGCUGGUUAUAUGCAUUAUUUCCUCAUAUAUAGAUGCAUAUUUGUAACUAUACUUGUUGUAAUAUAAGAACUUUCCUAAAUAAGUUGCUCAACAGCUAUGCUUUUA